AUGUAUAUCCCACAUCGCUUUGCUAGGCAGCAUGAGUUUCAUCAAAGAUUGCUAGCUGAUGGGUUAGGGAAAGGGAAAUCCCUUCCUACAGUAGCUAAAGCUCCUUCAAGUCUUCGAAAACGGGACACUUCAAAGGAUUGUUUGAAUUCCCAAGAACAACCAGUUCCGAAGAUGUUAAAGGUCACAACACCUGUUUCAAGAUCAGCUAAUGUUCGACUUGUUCAUCCUUUAAACAUCCCAGAGUCUACUGAAGCACUUCAAGAGAGGUGCCAAACAAGAGCUACAGAAGCUGAGCAUAAUUUGGCUUGUGUCCGGUUAGAAGAUGGUGCAAAUCAUAGCACUAUAAAGUCUCUCACAAGCAGGGUUGACCCAUCUUGUGAUGCUCUGAAUGACUUAUCAAAUUUUUUAGAAUUAUCCCCGCGAUCCCGCAAUAAAGCUUUUCCUCCACUCCCAGAUCUUGCCACAUUAAAUUCCAUCCCAGGUAUUUGUGGAGACCAAAAUCUUGACAAUGAUAUCAUUGGAGCUUUAUUUGAUGACAACGAUCGGACCAUGUCCAUUCUUUCUGGCAGUGGUGAAAUUUUUCCUUUGGUUGAUGGAGAAAAUGCCAAUCCAUGUGAAGGGGAAGUUAAUUCUAAAACAAACCCUUCAUGUGCCAUACAAGCAAGGCAAGAAGCAAUUAAUAAUUCUGUUAGGAAUACUCUUCCUGAGCCUUAUGGACCUGGUGAAGCGCAAUCUCCAAGACUAAUGCCAAUGUUUUCAUCUGUCUCAGGUAUAUUUCAUUAG
Messenger RNA from Ilex paraguariensis (yerba mate), 783 nucleotides. The record is from the annotation of a GenBank genome assembly. NCBI's taxonomy places the organism in Eukaryota, Viridiplantae, Streptophyta, Magnoliopsida, Aquifoliales, Aquifoliaceae.